Messenger RNA from Eremomyces bilateralis CBS 781.70, 771 nucleotides. Its product is annotated as oxidoreductase. Lineage: Eukaryota; Fungi; Ascomycota; Dothideomycetes; Eremomycetales; Eremomycetaceae. The record is from RefSeq and is a predicted model, not a curated record. The coding region runs from base 1 to 771 and encodes 256 amino acids. The transcript has 4 exons.
AUGUCUGGGAACGGAAGAUUGGCCGGGAAGGUCGCGAUUGUCACAGGAGGCGCAAGCGGAUUCGGAGCCGCCAUCACAACAUUGUUCGCCCAAGAAGGCUGCAAUGUCCUCCUUUGCGAUUUGAACGAAGAGCUGGCACAUACCGUUGCCAAGCCGUAUGCAGAAUCUAAGCAGGUCCAGGUCUGCCACAUGGACGUCACGAAGGAAGAGGCGUGGACCAGAGCUGUGAAGGCUUGCCUAGACAAUUGGGGGGGAAUUGAUAUUCUGGUCAACAAUGCCGGGACAAGCUAUAGGAACAAGCCCACGCUAGACGUCACCGAAGCGGAAUUCGACCUCGUCUUCAAGGUUAACGUAAAGAGCAUCUUCUGGUCCGUCAAAACCGUCGUCCCACAAUUCAAGAAACAAGGCCGCGGCGGAAGCAUCAUCAACAUCUCCAGCAUUGGUGCCGCCCGCCCACGUCCCGGUCUUGUCUACUACAACGCCACGAAAGGCGCCGUCUCCAACGCUACCAACGGUCUUGCGUCUGAGUUUGGCGCUGAUCAAAUUCGUGUGAACGAUAUCCGCCCCCUGCUCUCCGGGACCGGCCUCUUCGAGAGCUUCGUCGGCGUCCCCGACACGCCGGAGAAUCGGGAGAAGUUCACAGGGCAGGUGCCGAUGGGGAGGCUUACCGAUCCUUUGGACAUCGCGAAAGGGGCUUUGUUCUUCGCGAGCGAUGAUAGCAAGUUCGUCACGGGUGACUCGCUGGUGAUUGAUGGUGGAAAAAGCAUCUAG